Messenger RNA from Puccinia graminis f. sp. tritici CRL 75-36-700-3, 348 nucleotides. RefSeq lists its product as uncharacterized. Lineage: Eukaryota; Fungi; Basidiomycota; Pucciniomycetes; Pucciniales; Pucciniaceae. The record is from RefSeq and is a predicted model, not a curated record. The transcript has 2 exons. Bases 1 to 348 code for a protein of 115 amino acids.
AUGAGCUCCCGUGAAGCCUUGCCAACUGUGGAGUUGCUACCACCGACUAUAAUUGGUAGCGAGGUGUUCACUAGGGGGCAAAAUGAGUGUUACUUAAAUGUCAAACUCCGAGUAACCAGAGACGAGGCCAACCUGAGUGGGAAGGGAACGGCCCUCCAUCCAUACAGCUGCUCAACCACGCUCUACCCGCAUUUCCAUUUUGACACCUUCGACCAAACGUCGUAUCACGUUGACGAUAACGAUAUGACUCUGCAAACCCUAGCCAAUUCAAGCUUCGGGAAAGUGUGUGGUCCUCGACGAAGCACCAACCCCACCAAAAGAAGCUUACAACUGGCACCGCCAUCCUGA